CGAGAAGCCCUAAGUCACGGCCAAUGGUGUAAUGUAUUUGUAGCCACUUGUGGAAUGGGGCCGCUUUAAUUGUUAUGUAAUCUUUAACGGUCGAUAACUUGGUCCACUCAAGGUGGAGCGCCCAGUGUGGUACCGGAUUAUAUCGAAAUAUUCGCAGACGGGAAGGUUUGUUCAUGUUUUGCAAAGACUCGGAGCAGCUUCUUUCACUCUAACCAUAAUGCCCUCUGGUGAAAAGCGCCCGGCAUCAGCAGAUACAAUGCUCCUGGUUUUAAAGCCUCGCGAAGAGAACUACAAGCAAGUGGCGGCCCAGAUGUACGGAACUGAGAAUGAGAGGCUGGCCUACAGGAAAAACAGAGUGAUUCAGAUGAAGUUGGGCACUUACUUGGCCGAGGUUUGCCUCCAAGAAAAAAGUGCUGCUCUGAUCUUGAAGAAUGAGGAGCACAGAUUUCUCCAGAAAGUCUCCAAAAGAUCCACUACUCCACCAUCGGUCCGAAUGCUCCAAGAAUUAAACAGAUUUAUGCAAAAAACUUUUGCCAAUACUGCUGAAGGGAAACCAGUUAUUCGGAAUGUAUAUAGCCAGCCUGUGGAUUUCAAACAGUCAUGCUACAAAGAUGAAGAGCUUUCUUCUAACAAUGUACAUAUGCCCUCUGACCCCAACAAAUUGCCUUCUGCUUUAUCACCAAGAAAACGGCCUGUUGUCCUGGCCGACAAAACAUUUUUAAAGGAGACAGUCCAUAAGAAGGACACUCUUGGCUUAGAGCUUCAUCUUCCAUCCAUAGAAAGAACCUACAAAGAAAGUCAAGAGUUGCACUAUGUAGCCACAUUGGACCCCAGUGAGUCUCUCAACGACGAGGUUUUCCAUGAUGUCACGGCACAACUUGACUUUGUCUUGCCCAAUAUAACAGAUGAGUCAUCUGACUUAAAUGUGAGUGAGCUUAAUGACGCCAGCAGUGACGUGAAACAUUCAAACAGAAAAACAACUGAUGUCCUUAAACUCAUUGACCAAAGACUUGAAGAAACACAUCCACAGUUCUCUAAGGGGAACUUCUCAUCCAAGAAAGCACCUUUAGUACGCCGCAAUAAGACAAGCGAAUUAAGGGAACACAAGGCCAUGGAUAAGAUUGCGACGAAUGACAUGUCCCAGCAGAUCAAUGUGACUCUGUAGACAUUAAGAUUGCGACGAAUGACAUGUCCCAGCAGAUCAAUGUGACUCUGUAGACAUUAAGAUUGCGACGAAUGACAUGUCCUAGCAGAUCAAUGUGACUCUGUAGACAUUAAGAUUGCGACGAAUGACAUGUCCCAGCAGAUCAAUGUGACUCUGUAGACAUUAAGAUUGCGACGAAUGACAUGUUCCAGCAGAUCAAUGUGACUCUGUAGACACUAAGAUUGGAAUGAGCUAUUUUUUUAAUUGUGCAACUAACGUAUUUUAUUAGAAGAAA
Biomphalaria glabrata is the source of this 1439-nucleotide messenger RNA. RefSeq lists its product as uncharacterized. Lineage: Eukaryota; Metazoa; Mollusca; Gastropoda; Planorbidae. The record is from RefSeq and is a predicted model, not a curated record. Bases 218 to 1165 code for a protein of 315 amino acids. The transcript has 3 exons.